Messenger RNA from Epithele typhae, 1023 nucleotides. RefSeq lists its product as uncharacterized. Lineage: Eukaryota; Fungi; Basidiomycota; Agaricomycetes; Polyporales; Epitheliaceae. The transcript is spliced from 6 exons. The record is from RefSeq and is a predicted model, not a curated record. The coding region runs from base 1 to 1023 and encodes 340 amino acids.
AUGCCCGAGGGUCCCACAGGCAUUCCCCACAUUACCGCAGAGCUCAUUGCUCUCUGCGUCGAAUCUCUGUUCUUUGGGGGCUUCACGGUACUCUAUCUCCUCGCAGUAUGGAUCCUGUUUUACCGGGGAACAGCAACUAGGUCGAGACUUAACAAAGUUCUGUUUGCGACAUCGACAGUGAUGUGGAUUCUCUCUGUCGUGCAUAUAUGCAUCGAUACGCAACGCGCAACGGAAGCUUUCAUCGUCCACGGGAACACGGCGGACGGCUCACUCAACUUCUAUUCCGACCUCGCCUCCCCGACUCACUUCGCGAAAAACGUCAUAUACAUUAGCAUGACGCUUCUCGGAGAUUCUUUCGCGACAUAUCGUCUCUUUGUCAUCUGGAAUCACAACUGGUGGAUAGUCGUGUUACCCAUUAUUCUCAUUGUAGCCACGGCAGUCACAGGAUUUGGCGCGUGUGCCAUCGGAUUGAUAAUAGCCCCGUCUGCCAUAUUCUCAAGCGAUUUCCAGCCCUGGCUUCGCACCUUCUUCUCGCUCUCACUCGCAGUGAACCUCCUGGACACUAUCCUCAUCGCCGUUCGAGUCAUCCAGACGAACCGCCAGCUCAACCUCCGUGGCACCAGCUCCGCGCGGCUCGCGCCCCUCUGGGCCGUCAUCGAGACCAUCGUCCAGUCCGCCGCGAUCUACUCGAUCGCGCUCAUCGCGCUCAUCUCGACGUACAUCGCGGGCACGAACGCGCAGUACAUCUGCCUGGACGCGCUCCAGCCGCUCAUCGGCGCGGUGUUCACGCUCAUCAUCAUCCGCGUGGGGCUCGGGUGCACGCUCUCGCGCGGGAACACUGUGGGCCCGGCCACCACUGGGCUGCGCAACGGAAGCACGCGGGCUACGACGGACACGGAGCUGGCGCUCCCGACGCUGGCGCCUGAUACCCCGGGACGCCCGUAUCGCCGGGACAGCGUGCAGAUGUACGAAGACGAUGGCCAGAGAAGGGCGCGACGGUAUAGCUUGGUCGACACCGCGUGA